Molecule: messenger RNA, 444 nt
Organism: Nerophis lumbriciformis (worm pipefish)
Lineage: Eukaryota; Metazoa; Chordata; Actinopteri; Syngnathiformes; Syngnathidae
Source: RefSeq, a predicted model, not a curated record
AUGGACGCGUCCUGCUCUUACACGGUGGUCUUCAUCCCGCUUCGGAGCGGCCUCGGGAGCCUGGACGCGCUUCGCUUCUACUUGUGGAUUAAACAUCUUAAGGAUCUCGAGAAGGAAAAAGACAUCCUCUACUGUGGUCUGGAGAUUCUGGAACAAGCUCGACUCUGGUACCGUCAUCGACUCGCGAAGAACAGAACUAAACAGGGGGACGCCGACACCCAAAGUCGGGUUGACUCCUGCAAUGAAAGGUCUCGCAUACACUAUGUGAAUGCAACUCUGGCUUCUGUCAUGACUGACAGUAACAUUAGCAGAAAUUCAGCAAUAGAAAGCGCCCUCCGAUGGCAGCAUACCUUACUCACACAGGAGGUGAGUCACAAAAAUCGACAGAUUUCUGCAUUGGAGAUGGAAAAAGAUGCUCUCCUUGAACGACUUUAUGACGUUUGA